UCUCAACGAUCUAGUAUCAUCCGUCAACUAUCGGUGCCAUCCUAUGGUCUAGGACUCGGCUUCGGUGCCCUGCGAGGAUGUCGGAGACCUCCUGGGCCGGGGAUACUAUCCUUGCAGGGGUCUGGGCAGGCGGAGGGGGGAGUCCUGCCCGGCCGCCCCAUGCUCUGCACUCUGGGGAGCCCGGUCUCUGAGGCGCAGGCCGCAGCCCCGGCGGGACCCGGAGCUUUCGACCGUCAGGGGGCAGUCCCGACUCUUUCGGCGGCGCCAGGAUCUCCCAUUAGUGGUCGAGGCAGCUCCUUGGCUCCGAGAAGCAUCGGGGAGCCGUAACCUUGCCAUAAUGGUGCGCAUGAAUGUCCUGGCCGAUGCUCUCAAGAGUAUCAACAAUGCCGAAAAGAGAGGCAAACGCCAGGUUCUUAUUAGGCCGUGCUCCAAAGUCAUCGUCAGGUUUCUCACUGUGAUGAUGAAGCAUGGUUACAUUGGCGAAUUUGAAAUCAUCGAUGAUCACAGGGCUGGGAAAAUUGUUGUGAACCUCACAGGCAGGCUAAAUAAGUGUGGAGUGAUCAGCCCCAGGUUUGAUGUGCAACUGAAAGAUCUAGAAAAAUGGCAGAAUAACCUGCUCCCGUCCCGUCAGUUUGGUUUCAUUGUACUGACAACCUCAGCUGGCAUCAUGGACCAUGAAGAAGCAAGACGAAAACACACAGGAGGGAAAAUCCUUGGAUUCUUUUUCUAGGGAUGUAAUACAUACGUGCAAAUAAAAUGCCUCAGAGGA
Globicephala melas (long-finned pilot whale) is the source of this 769-nucleotide messenger RNA. It is a transcript of the gene RPS15A, whose product is annotated as ribosomal protein S15a. The record is from RefSeq and is a predicted model, not a curated record. Gene Ontology annotation, molecular function: structural constituent of ribosome. Gene Ontology annotation, cellular component: cytosolic small ribosomal subunit; ribosome. Gene Ontology annotation, biological process: translation. NCBI's taxonomy places the organism in Eukaryota, Metazoa, Chordata, Mammalia, Artiodactyla, Delphinidae.